AUGGUUAGAGAGUUCGUGUUCGACAACAGAUCGGCCGCUUCGAUAAGCGUCAAGUUCGAGGUCGUCACGCCUGUCCAGGUGUCUUUUGUCCAAGUUUCGCGCUACUGAAACUUUGGAAGCUGCUCCUCUGCGGGGAUAUGAUUAUACCUGCGCCGCAAGGUUAUGCGCAAUUUUCUCCUUUGCCUUUUUCGAGAAAAAUCCUGCAAAAGUUUGGCUGUCGUCUCCACUUGAAAAUUGAUGAAGUGUGUCCAAAACUCUUCUGAUACCAUUAAAAAAAAACUGAAAACAGGGGGUCAUCUGGCCGUUGAUUCCUAUUCUUGUGAUGAGCCGUCAUUGAAAAGACUAAAUCCCAAAGAAUAUUUGAAAUCCUUUUAGUGGUCUAGACUCUCAUCCAAGUCUUUCUAUUUUAUCAUUUUAGUUUAUAUUUCUCAAGGACUUUCGUUAUUUCAAAAUUUCCUCAGAUAAAAAAAACGAAGAAAAAACAGAGGAAAGUGGGCUCGAGAUUGGCGACGAGUCGUUUCGUAAAUCACAAGCUGUCGGCACAAAUUGAGGACGAAAGGACCAAAAACAAAACUUGACUCCUUUUCGGCCGCCAUUUGCUUUUUUUAGGUCCGCCGCCCAGGCUGGCUGACUAAUUGAAUUAUCCUGACGCAUUUUACCGCAUCGAGGCAAUCUUUUAAAGUUUGUCAAAAUACCCUCAAAUGGCGGCAGGCGUUCGAUCAGGCAUCAAUAAAUUACUAAAAAAAUUUCCUUUUUUUAUUGGAAAUGGAUGAAAGUUUCGUAAGGAGUGUUGGACCCAUUGGGUUUUUUUAAUUAUAUUUUUUUCCAAGUUGCUCUGAUUUCUUUAGAUAACUGGUUUUGUGUGAUGUGUAAACAGUUUCAAAAAUAAUUAUUCAACAUUACCAAGCCUUUUAAUAUUGAUAUGAAGAUCAGCUCUAAUUCCUUUUUGACAAAGAAAUCGCACUCAUUUCAGCAAUUCGCCUGAAACUUCUCCAUUUUCUGAUUGCCUCCGAAAGCGUCCUAAUCGGAUGAUCAUGGCCAAGUUAUUUAAAAAAUCGGAACGCAUAAUAGGCCUAUAAAAGAUUGGUUUCAAGGCCGCCAAGGCGAUAAUUCCAGGCUUUUGCGGGUGCAAAUUUGCGAGUCUCAUUAGACCGCGUGUGGGCGAGAUGCCCUCACCUGACUGCCUGUAAUUAAGUUUUUUGCGCUUCCUGCCAACUCAGCAAACAACCGUGAAAUAUCAAAGGAAGAAGUGUUAACUGUGUUUUUUUAGACUGGGGCAUACUCGUGAGAUUUGCUGUUUCAAACAUCAAUACAACUUUUUAAGACACAUUUUUUUAUAAACAAAAAAGUUAAUAAUUCACUCAUUCCAAUCAUUUUAUGAACGCGAAAGGAAUUAGAGAAUUUUAGAUUUUUUCGAAUGUUUUUCUUUCUGGCUUUUUAUUGUAUUUUUAGAACUUCUUCAUUUAUUUAGAUAUCCGGUUUUCAAUGCACUCAUCAAAUUCCCCUCUCUCAUCAUCGCCAUUUAUUCAUUUAAGUUGUUUUUUACUUCCAACAGGUAUUCAAAACAUGAAGAGAGAAAUAGCUUUGAAAAUUAGAACCUUGAUGAAUAAAUUUUUGCGCCGGUGAGAAUUAAUAAAUUUUGAAUAUAUACUUAACUAGUAUCUUAGCACAAUCUUGUGAAAUUUCAAUUUUUAGUCGAGUUGGCUGAACUUUUUUUUCUUUUCUCACUUUUCACAGAUUUUCUCGAUGAAAGAUUCCUUUUUGAUUAAUUUUUUUCUCCGGAUAUUACGAAUCUGUUUUUUUCAGAAUAUUUCUUUUUAGAUCCAAAAAUUUUUGAAAAAGCGCGCACACGUUUUUUUCUGUGCAUUUCUGUCGCAGCUGCAUUUUUUUGUUUUCGCAAACGAAGAGCUCGAAGGACGCGUGUUCGGAUAUUCAUACGCUCUAAAUUUUUGGUGCUUCCCCGUCGCCAGCUGCAGAUAUUUUGAUGAAGAGGAAAGGAAACGGAGUGCGAUAAAAAAAGUAGCGAGCUUUUUGGAGCGCAAAGCGAAAAAAGGGCCCUAUCAUGGACGGAUCUACACAUGUUGCCCCUCGUGUCCCAAACGCCACGCCCACUUUUUCCGACGGAGGCGAAGGUCCGCCUCUCCCCACGUCCUUUGCCUUCGACAGGCGUCUUAUAUCCAGACGUGUUGAUUUAUAAAAAAUACCUUCGUUCAAAAAUCAUCUUUCAAAGUUUAUAGUGGUUUUAUUAUUGUUUUUUGAAUAAUCGCUUUUAUCAUCAAAAGUUGAAAAAAAAUAAUAAGCCUUUUUUCUCACAAUAUUCUUACCUGUGGCUUAUGUAAAUGCGAUUUUUUUUUCUUAUUUCAUUGAGAGCUGAAUUCAAUACAUCUUUCACGAUCCACUUUUUCCUUUUUUUGUUAUGGUUUUUUUCCGCUAAAACAAUCUAUUUUUUUGUCUUUCAUUUUACUUUUUUUAUAAUUUUUUUAGCACAAUCUCCUUACUUUCUGUAAUCACUGAAAUUUUUCAAUUUUGAGCUCUCAAUAAUGGAAAGGUCUGUUUGGCUACUCUUUGAAUGAAAUUUUCGGAAUUUAUGUUCCCGCAGUCUCAUUACAUAUGUUUUGCGUCUCGUUCACGUUUUGAUAUUAGCUUCCAGUGUGGUUAUCUUGCCCUGAGUUUUUCGUACCACAUCAGAUAAAUGUUCAAGAUUUAGUUUCAAUUGAAAAUGACUUUCUUGAAAGAAGAAUCGAACAGAAAUCAUGGGAUUUCGCUUUCAGCGUCUUAUCGUAAACUUUUUCGGAGUUCUUUUUCGGAAUCUGUCGACGAACUUUCCACCACUCGGAAACUUUCACUUAUUAAUUUUUUUCUAUGAAAUAAGAACAAAAAAAGAAAAAAAUCUUGAACGGGAACAUAAUAAAAAGGAUUGCCCCGCUAAUGCACGUUUAGCAUAGUAAAUGAGGCAGUUAGCCAUGUUGCGUGCCGAGAGCGUCGACCCGAUACUUAUGACACUAAAAGCCCGCGCCAUCCUUUCCGCUUUUGGAGAAACUUUCCAAAAGCUCGUAAACCCGCGCACUUUCAUUUCAACUAAUUGCGUUUUACGCUUUGCCAGUCCUGGUCGGAUAACCGAAUCGUCGAGAAAACGCCUCAAGCAACAUGAAAAGCGGCCCGAUGACAUUUUGAAAGUUUUUCUUGAUCGAAUGAGGGAUAAUCGCAGAGCUUUAAAAAUUCAAGACGAAGCUCGAAGAUUUUGCAAAAAAUUUUCAUUGAGAUGAACUUUGUCUUCUUCCGUUAUUAUAUUUUUUAGCACUCGAUCAAGAAAAACUAUUGCAAAAAUUUGAAAAAGUUUUCUAGAACGUUCAAUUUUGCAGUUUUCGUGUUAUUUUCGUCGAUUGUCUCGAUUUUAAUAGUCCUUCUCGUCGACUAAAUUCAAAGUUUUGUUUUAUUGAGAUUCCAAAGUUUGAACCGUCAAUAAAACGGGCAACACAUGCUUUUCAAAAAGCGCGUCCAAUGGAUACAACCUCGUUUCACCAUGUAAAAAAUAUCACAACACAUCUCACUUUUGUGAACGGAAAAUCAACAAGAGUUUAAAGCUCUCUGCAAUUCUUCGCUCUUUUUUCAAACGAACACGAAACUUUUAACUAUGUGAAAUCGCGCAAAAACGUUCGUUCUCACGCGUAAUUAACAUACUGAUUAAGAUUAAAGCCCGAGGCCCAGCUUGUAUAGUAAUUCUGUGGGAAUAUGCAGCCGUCGUCCUGCAUGUAAUAUGCGCGAAAACCCAUUCGCCAGGCUUAACACGACGCUCACAAUCUCAGCUUCAACCAUUUGUACUGAACCUUGAUUUGCAUUACUGACAGGAGCCCAAUGUGUCAGUGAAUAUUCAGUUUGAGACGGAUGACACGGGGUGAGAAUUCGCGGAUGUUUGUCCAUCUGCACCGAUUUCGACCUCAAAUUUCAAUCAGAAUUUAGUAUCUGUUUGUGGCGCAAAACACUCUUGUGUUGAUUUCCUCCCCAUUUCCUUGUCCGGCUUUUCCCAUUUUGUCAAUGAAAACAAUCGGGAAACGGUUUGCUCGCUCUUUAAUCAUGUAACUGUUUUUCGGGAAGCUUUUAAGCUAUAAAAGAAUAACUCAUUUGUUUAAUAUGUCUCGCGCGGAUUUUUACUCCAUCAACAACCUGCAAUUUACUUUCUUUUUUUCAGCUUCUCAACAUCGUCGCAUGACGUGAUGCAGCGGUUGGUGGUGCUUCUGCUGAUAAGACUGACUUCUGCCCUCGAUCUACGUUAGUUUUUUUGUAUACUCAAAGACAGGCUGGCAUAGAAAAUGAGAAAGAAUAUAUGGGGUAGUGGAUUUCACGGUCGAGUGGGCACAAGGAUGUCUCCUCCAUGGGAACGCACGUUUUUUCAAAGAAAGGCACUUUGAACGGUCCUGAAUCGAACUUUUCUGAGAGAUAGUAGAAUGAAAAGAAUUAUGUAUUUUUCAUAAAUAAGAUUAAACUGGUCAUGAUGGGAAAUUCAUUUUUUUGUAGUGGCUUCAAAAAUCUUUGAUUCAACGUAACAAGUCUCAAGAUGCCUAAAAAUACCUAGAAAAUCCUUUUUUUUUAUCUUUCUUGCCUAAGUUUCAACAGUGAUACCCACAUAAAGAAGCUUCUGAGAAGGAGUGUAGGAAUCCGUUCAAGUGGGCACCCCAUACGGCACGCCAUGUAACUCUAUCAUCACACGCCGGCCACUCCAACAUUAGUGGGACCGCAUCGGUUACAAAAGAAUGUUGACAUUUCGGCACAUCUUCUAGAAGAGACUCCAAGUCGAGAUAGAUUGGAAUCUUUGGCAAACUCGCGCCUUUUGUUUCCGUUUCCCCCGACUUCCACUAGAUGCUGUGAUUUUAUCUAAAAACUUUGCUGCUUUCAGUACUUUCGCAAGGUCAUUUAUCAGGCAGAUCUUUGAAGUUUCAAAAAGAAAACUUGCCGUUCUGCGUACACCUGAUUCUCUGCAGCUUAAAUGUCCGAACAAGACUUAGCAAAAAACGUGUCAGAUUUUUUAAGUGAGGACCAAAAUUUUCCAGAACAUCUGACCAUUCCAAUGGCCGUAAAAGUUGACUUGCUCACUGUUGAGUGCUCAAUGUGUUGAGGCAUCAAUUGCGUUAGUUGGCGGACCCAAGGUGUUGCGCAAUGUAGGAAAUCUCCAUCUGUGCCGAGAUUCACGCAUUGGCGCCACGGUCGUUAAUACUGACCUGAGCGGAUUCAGUUACGAUCUUCCACAGUUUAUUACUUAUAAUAUUGAGCAAUACACAGCUGCGAGCAUCUCAGUAUCUCGGAUUUUUUUUUAUCCACUCAGCUUGUUCUAAUUCUAUUUGGGUAACCGCUGAUCAAGGGAUUGAGGAUUAUUUAUAUUUUUUCAAUUUUUUUCUUGGUGUAGUACAUUUGUUUUUCAACAUCCCAUCAAAACAAAAUAUUUAUUACUGUAUUAUUUUUACGGAUAACAACUGUUCGGCGCAUCUUUUUUCUUCUCUGAGGACACCGUCUAACCGCACCCAACUAAUGUCCAAUCGUUGGGGUCUCGUCGUAAAUCACGACGGCUUUUCGGAAAUUGGCCCCUGAAGCAGCUGUUCGUGGUAGCCUCGGCGACACGUCAUAACUCUGCGUUAGAGUAGUCGUCGCAAAAAAGUUAAAGCUUUUGAAGUGUUCCGGUUGCUAGGAAAAAUGAAAAUUGCGAAAUUUUCCAGAAGAUGUACUCCAAGUUUUUUUUUUCAGGUUUUCGGCUCGAUUCAUCUCUCAAUUCAGAUGAGAGCUUGUUUUUCAAAGUUAAUGUUUUUAUUUAUCAAUCAAACAUGUUAUUUAGAAAACAACUAUUCGAAAAAAAAUUAGAAUGAAAUUCCUUAGAGCCAAGUUCACAAAAACCGAAUUUAUUUUCCCUUUAUGAGCAAGGAAUAUCAAUUUGAAGAAACUAUCGAAAAGGCUGCGAUAACCAACGACAAACUAAAAUCGUAUACAUUUCCUCGAUUUACUCUUUCUCACAAUGACUUAUCUUGCAGCUCUACCAAAAAGGUUUGAAUUCAAAAAAAAAAGCUGAAUGAUCUACUGCGGUAAACUUGAGCGCCAAAAAUCUUGAUCAAAUUCGAACAAAGCUUAGAAGUGCGCGGCCAUCCGGUCGUGUCGCAUCGGCCAUCCAUAAUCAAAGGUUCGAGUGCUGACAGUUUCCGGCGAGGCGCGCAACAGUUGUGGCGGAAAGACAAAAGAGCCGCGCGGGUGCCUGCUCAGAGGGUGAAAGCGUCGAAAUGAUGAAUGUCGUACAGUUUUGCAACACAAACGUCGAGGGAAAGGCAUCGUUUCUAGGUUUCAGGUGCUUUUUUCUCUGCUGACUAACAUGUCAACCAAUUUUGUUAGUCAUGUUGUUGCGCCAUUCAUAAGAAAAGCGCAGUUAGGGAUUUUUUAUAGUUAUCAAAAGAGUUUUUUGUGAAAAAAGUACUCAGUGGAGUGGAAAAACCUUUCUCAAAGUUUUUGUGCCUAUGAGAACUUCAAAAAGCAUCAUAAUUUGGCUGGUAGUAGCUUUCUUGCUAUUCUCAAACUUCACCCAAUAUAAGAUUUUUUGGUCUUGACUUCAAAAUAUUGCAAAAUACUGGAAAGGAAAAAUUCCCACCAAGAAAAUUUCAACGUCACUGCAGAAGUGAUGUAAUUUCAAUGACAAAAGUUCAACGCAGGGGUCUUUUUUUUAAACUAAAUUCUGUUCUGAAAGCAAAUGACAUUUUUCGAAAAAAAAGAAGCUGUUCAAAUGCAUCUGUCUCUGUCAAAACCACUCAUACUUAUCGAAGCCUUAUUAGGAGGCGUGAGAACGGAAGACGCUACUGAAUAGCUGACCGUAUUAGGCUGCGACCCUAAUUGAGGUGCCGAGGACCUAACAGUGGCGGUGGCUAUUAUGAUUGUGAGUCUUCGGGGUUGCGCAAGAAAGAAGGUGGCGGCGCCGUUUUUGCGAGAGGCUUAACCUACUGUCUUGCCCAAAAAAUGUUCGGGACUUCUAGAGAAUCUGAUUGUGGAAUCGCAGAGCGUAGAUAUUUAUGAGUAAACAAAAUGGUUGAUAAAAAAGAGAAUCGUCGUUUUUUUUUCGUUCGAAGAAGAUACGUUCUUUUCCGUAAGGAUUAUUUCAAAUGCAAAAUUUAUUGAGGAUCACGGCCUGCCGGAGUGACAUUAUAAAAUAUAUUCGAAGCUGAUUUUUCGGGAUCUUCGAAUAAAAAAAUUAGUCCUUUUUUAAAAAAAUGGCUCUUCAAUUUUGGGGCGUAGAAGUCAAUCAUCACAAUCAUAAUUUCCUAAACUUGAUGCCUAGGGUCGGUAAGAGAAUGAGUUCUGAAGUUAAUUUCUGUAAAAUUUGCAGACAAAUAUAAGAACCUAGGCGGAAGGGUAUGGUACUUUCGGUAUAUUUUUUAAGCUGAUAGUAUAUACUUUGAGUUCCGAAUGUAGAAUGAGUGAAAACGCCGUUUUUUUGACAUUUUUGAACUUGGAUGCUUUCCUUGAUAAAUAUGCAACAUUCAUCAGCUUCAGAGUAAAACAGCUGCCCUGAAGUGUACUCGGGUUGUACUAUUGUCCAGUGGUAAAUGGGUCCAGUAGGUACACAUCUCCGGCCAUUGUAAAUCUCGCAGGCACUUUGCCAAACUAACGCGUUUGUUGACACCUCGUAGAGUGAUGUUAUUUCUCUCGCGCAGGUACCAUCUAGACUAUCAAUCGCCAAGGCAAAAGUAGCAACGAGUCGGGAAAUCCGUAAAUCCUCGUCGCGCACCGCUCCAUAUUUUUCGUCGUAAAAGUUGAUGUCUGCUCAUAAAUAUAGAUAAUUGCAGGCUUGACGAGUACGAGUCGUUGUUGAAUUAUUUUGGAUUCAAAUCGAAAUGACUCGAGAACUGGAUUCCAACCAUUUUCGAGCUUAGGAUUGCAUUAGAUCGAGCUCUUUUCUGUCGUACUUUUUUUUCAAACACGAAGGGAAAAGCUCAUUCCAAGCACGUAUUGGUGGCUCGUAAACUCUAGCAAGCCGCUUCAUAAGAUUAUGUCUGGCAAUGGGCUCCGCACGCUUUUCGCUGUGAUUGCGCCGCAAAAACGAGGCUGAAAAGACUUGGUUCUCCUCAUUACUUCUCCUUUGCCCUUUUGCUUUCCCAUUCUCCAAUGGGAGACACAAAAAAAAAUACAUUUCAAAAAUAAUUUUCUCGUUGAUUCGAACAUUUUACAAAUAAAAACACUUCUUGUUUUCGAAAACGCGUUAUUGCUAUUUUUUGCUAGUUCUAGAUCACUUUUCUUCGUACUGAAAAAAAAAUAGCUUUUGCGGAGAAUCUUCAACAACUAACAUUUCGCAGAGCGGAGAAACCCGCACAACAGUUACGAUUUGUGAGGAAAACGAUGAACUGGCCUCUGGUUGUUACACGUUUCUUAUGAUUGAUAUCAUCAACGAGGAGCCCGCACGCCAUGUCCCUCGAACAAGAGAAAAAAAAAACACCCAGUAGCGUUGAACGGAAGGCAAAGAAUCGGGGGAAACCAUGCACAAAUACAGGCCUGAAAGACUUGCCGCCAUGUAUGGCAAACGUUGCAACUGAAAUCCGAGACGAAAGCCCUUGACUGGCCGAUUUUGUUACUGUAUCUUGUGUAGAAUCACAGCGACACACGUUUACCCAUUGGGAAAUAUUGAAAACGGUUUAGGAGAGUUUCGAGAAAAAAAUCCGGUUUUUUUUAAAUGUCAAGAAGUGCUCUCAAAUCCUAAACCAAUAAAAAAAUAUGCUGAGAUUAUGAAAAUUGAAACUUUCUUCUUGAAAUUGUUUUUGCCAAAUUUCAGUUAACUGAAAAUUUUUCGCAAAAAGUUUUUCUGGAUAAAAUAAGAGAACUUUGUAGUUUUUCAGAAAUUUUUGUUAAUACACUGUACAGCAAAUUUGAAUAGUACAUCAGAGCAAUUUCUAGGUGUCAUGAAAUCUUGAAAAAGAAUGAAAAAAAGCCCUCCUGAAAGUUGAACAAAAUUUUUAAUAUAAUUUUUACAGAUGAAUGCAGCCAUCCGUUGGGAAUGUCGAACAGGAAGAUCAGAGACGAACAGAUUUCUGCAUCGUCAAGUUUCGACCUUCAGAGCACAGGACCUCAACAUGCCAGGUUUUUUGAAGUUUUCACAUUUGCUUCACCAACUCUCGAUCUUCUCACCAACCGAACGCCGCACCUAACUUCUUUCACACAUCGCCAGGGGAUUUGGUGAAUUCUAAAUUAGUAGCGGUCUACGAAUUUCGCUCCGCUAAGAUGGUCAUGAAAGUGAGCCUCGAGGCUAAUUGCGACCGGACCGAGAAGGGAGGGACGUCAUCAAAAUUGGCGGCAAUUCGCAUGGAAUGGUGCUUCAUCAGCGGGUCGUGGAUUCCUUGAAUUUCUACGGACGCCAUACGUUUGCGGCUCGUCGAGCAAUUAUCUAGUUAGAUUGUUUUGACUGACACGUCGAGCACUUCUAAUUGCGCCAAACCUUUGCCGCCCAGAGUAGCAAACUGUUUCGGGCUCUUAGAGCUUCUCUUAGGGCUCCUACGUGAGAAAAACACCCAGAGUUCAUUUAUCUAAGCGGGAAGGGACUUUCCUCCUAGGAAAUAAAAAUAUUUAUUCCAUUUUUUUGAGAGCUAUUUUAUACAAUUUCUGCAAAAAGAGUUUUUCAUUAGCGUGAGUGGGAAGAAACUUUUUUAUGCGCAUAAAACAGCCAUUUGAUCUCCUUGAGAACCUGAGAUUUUUUUCUCGGUUCUCAUGAACGUGUAGAAAAUUUUGCACGUUUUUUGAAGAAAAAGACGGAGUUUGCGAAAAAAAAAAACCGUCGGCAAAUGUCUUUUGAAGAUCUUUGCGUGGAGCGAAAAUGCGCGGGAAAAAGCUGACUGAUGCGCACAAACUCUCUCAACACAUUCAGCGCAUAUAAAUCGCGAAGUGAAAAAUGACCCAAGGGCGAAAAAGAAACGAAUACUCUCGUUGCUCACAUUCAUCAUACGAAAAUGCUGGCUGUUUGCAGAAAAAAGUGCGUAGGGAGUCGCGAAAAUUCCAUUAUAGGAGUUUUCUAGCACAAAUGAAAAAGACGUGAUUUGGUUGCAGAGCACACCAAGAAUCGGGAAGUGGCGCCUGGUGCCCAAAGAACCAAAUCAACUCACAGAGCAAGGAAUGGCUGCAAAUUUCCUUUGGAAGGGAUACUGGUGAGGAAAAAGCUUUGAGUAGUAUGGAUGAUUUUUUAAUGAUUUCUAGUGAUAACUGCUAUCGAGACACAAGGAAGGUACGACGAAGGCCGAGGCAUGGAAUACGCUACAGCUUUCCGAAUCGAAUACUGGAGACCUUCUCUUAACGGCUGGGCUUCGUAUAAGGACGACGCAGAAGUGGAGGUGAUCGUUUGUUUAUCACUCUGUUUCGUUAUGAAAUAUUCCAAUCCAUGUACUGGUAGCUUGAGAGAAAUCAUUAAAAAGUCAAAUAACAUCUUCACUUUUGGAAUUUUUUCUGAAGGAAAACUUCCAUAAACGCCUUCGACUUCCGGCUACGAUUUGAAUUUUUAAAACGGAGUAUUCAAAAGAUUGGAAGAACAGUCUCCCAGGCCGAAAAAAAACCGGCCAAAUCUUUUGACUUCCCAAGUGCGUCAAGGUUUCUGGCCACAUUGUCACACGCAAAAAAAGCCAUAUGCAAAAAAGGAACCGUCACGCAUGACAAUGGGACUAUUGUACAUGCUGACCCACUACAACAACUACCGUAAUAAAUAUUGGUCCUUUGUCAAAAUGCGGCCUAUUCGUCUGACAAAAUUGCAUGCAAUUAGCGGAAAUUUGAAUAAAUUUCGAAUUCUUCAAUUUUUUUUCUUCUAUUGGAUUGCUGCCAAUAAAUUUACAGCAGGCAGUUGCCUUAGAAUACGGUUCAUUGAAGAUGCACCGCAAUGUCCAACGGCCUUCGGCAUGAUGAAUGGCAUUGGCUAAGGAUGCUCCGCCUGGCGCCGAAAAGAAAGGGAACGCUCCUUACCGAUUUGCUAAUUAGGCGGGUAAUGGUAAUGGGCGGAAGGUGCUGAUGACCCUUCCUCAACCUUUCUACCUUGAAAAAAAGACAUUCUAAAAAUCUGAAACAUUUUUUUCAAAAAAAUAUUAUGAAGGAUUCUCGAAAAAAAUUAUUAAUAGAAAUCAAAAAAAUGUCAAGGAAAAAAAGAGUUUCUUUUUCGACCAUAAAAAAAUCUUUUGCACAAAAAAAUUUUUUUAGAAUCUCCAGAAAAAUAUAUGAAAUCAUAAUCAGAAAAUGUCAAUUUUUUUCAAUUCAUCACAACUCAAAGGGCAUGUUAACAAAGCUGACUAACUAGUUUGAGUUCCCAUCUAUAAAUGAACUCUAAGGCCCUGUUCAACUGCCCAGAACACAUGUUCCAAUCCUUGAACUUGACCGAUGUGGUCAGCAAGGUCACCUUACCGGCCUGCAUAUCUCAGAACAAUGGCGAGAAUUGCAUUAACAAAGACAGGACGCCCGAAAUUCUGAUUGACGUUGCAUCUGUCUGCAUGAGGUCUCAAGUACUGAACAUAUGCGGCUUAGCCGCGUUGUUUCUUGAUUUUCUGUCAAAAAGUGCAGCUUUUAUCUGCCACCUUGACUAGAAAAGGGCUGACGUUAGCCUUUUGAUAAUUAAUGGAUUUUGCAGAAAUUGACAAAAAAAAUCUUGAUUUCCGUGAAUGAAAAAAAGUCCUAUUAUUGCUUCCACAGUCAAGUUAUUAAAGCUGUGAAAAUCCGUUCAAAACGUCGAAAGUGAAUACAUUUCGGGACUGCCCGAUUCGAAAAAGGAAAAUACGUGAAUUUCUUAACACCUGUAACUAGACAAGGUGAAGUACAACUGUUUAUUUAUUUCGAUUUUUUCAAAAAGACUCCAAAAACGUCUUCGUUGUGAUGCUGAGGCUUGUCAUUUUUUCUGAAGAUGUCAGCGGCAUGCGUUGCUGUCUUCAGUCAAGUGUACGGGUCAAUCCGAAAAUGGAGGGGCGGCAGAGCUUUAUUAUGCCAAGUUAAUCCACUCUUCGGUGUGGUGGCCGUUUUUUCUUUUGGUUGUCCGGUGUCUCAUUACCAUGAUGCAUCUUGUUGACAUUCGGUAUCCUUUCAAGGAUUGAUAAAAAAAAAGUCUGAAAAAUGAUAUUUGAAGAUGAAUGAAGAAGUUAUCAUCAAGGUCCCGAAAAAUGACUUAAAAACUAAUUUUCAAGCCUUCUAAAACUUUUACUUUCAUUUUCCAGUAGAUUGGCCACGGCGGAUUGAGCUAAUUUCCAAGUUGCGUGACAGCUGAUUUUUUUUUUUUGAGCAAAACUAGUUUUCAUUUUUGUUGAGGUUAUCUUUUCAGACAGUUCCGGGUAACACGGACACAAAAACACCUGUAAAACAUGUUCUCGACGGUGGAAUCAUCGUGCGAAGAAUUAGAAUCGUACCAAUAUCCAAUUCAACUCGGACUGUUUGUCUACGAGUGGAACUUUUCGGAUGUUCUUUCGAUGGUGAGCCGAAAAAACCUACGAGCUAAACGAGGUGCUAUAAAUUCAGAUUCUCUAAUUUCGUAUGCCAUCGAUCAAGGUGACAUGCAAGGCGCGCGGUCAUUCCACGACGUUCAGUACGACGGAACCGUCCAGGAGAGCCACUUGUUAGGAGGUGAGGGCUCGAAAACUCCAUUCUCAGACCAUAGAAUUUUUUCAGGCAUCGGAAAACUUUAUGAUGGGCAGGCGGCGCCUCAAAAAGCAUACGAAACUCCGCACAAAUGGGUCGGAUGGAAAAAACGUAGAAACGGUAUGUAAAACAUGGGAAAGUUUUUUUGUAUACUGAAAUUCUCACUGCAGACCACGUUCACAUGCAAUUCGUCUUUUCCGAGUUGCGUAACAUCACGGCCGUUUUGAUCCAUACCGCGAAUGAAUUCAGCAAAAACGCUAGGGUCAGGCGAAAAUUUCUCUGAGCGCAAAAAGCUCUUUUUUCAGAUGUUCGCUUCUGCGAACGUUUUGUUCUCUCAUAAUGGACAUGAUUACUCGAAUAAAAUCACACACAAAACAGAAGACAAUGACUCUGAAGAGCCGAGGUGGAUCAAAAUUCCUGUUAAUCAUAAAACCGGAAAAAAUUUGAAGGUUUGAUUUGGUCUUCAGAGCGAGAGAAAAAGUAUGAAGGUUCAGAUUCGGCUUCACUUUGCAUCUGAUUCGGAAUGGAUCUUUGUUUCUGAAAUUUCCUUUGAAUCAAACUAUACAGCUCAUGCGAUUGCGAUAGACGACAUCAAUGUUCCAGAAACCAUUGAGUUUUUCACAGUCACUGAAAACGAAAACGGAGUUGGAUUCAUGAGUUAGUAUCUUUUGACGAAACUCUUUCAGUUUCAUUUUACAGUAACCUUGCUGUUCUCGGUCUUGAUUUUUGCAUCUGUUGUCUUGGCGAUGGUUUUAUACAAGAAAAGGGACAGGGUCAAGGCUUCUUCUCCUUCGCCUUCUUUCAAUGUAGCUACAAGAGAGAUUCACCUCACCAUCGACGGAACAACCAUCAAGGUGGGUAAAAAUAGCUUUGAUGUUUGUGAGUGUAAAAUCUGUAGAUCGAAUCAUUUGUUUUCAAUGCAUCGAGCUGAGAAAUGUCGUUUCAGCGCGUCUCACCAUCAACAUACCAAAUGACACGAGACAAUCUGCAGAACGCGCUCAUCGAGAAAAUGCCAAUAGAUUCGGCCGUCAGCGAUUACGCAGAACCUGACAUUAGCGUGUAAGUACAAGUGGUCCUCAUUUCAUAUCAUGCCAAGUUGGAUUUACCACAUUUACUCAUUCUUAUAUCAUUUCAAAUCAAAACAUUUUCAGCUGCUCGGAGAGCACAACGCCAUUGUUAUACGGUAUGGAAGGACAAUACGAGUCAAAACGAGCGUGAGUAAACCUUCAAUUUGACAUUUCCAUCAUCCUCGUCAAUUCAGCAAUCCUCUCUCGUCCCUUAUCAAGUACUCAGAUUACGGGGAAGUUUACUGUACAACGUUGCCAGAGAUCGCUAGAGACAAAUUGCAAUUCAUCGAAAAAGUCGGUCAUGGCGAAUUCGGAGAGGUUACAGCUUCAACGGAAAUUUUGUGAAUUUUUUUUUGUAGGUGGACCUCUGCCAGCUGGACAACAGGAAAGUGGCAGUAAAACGACUGUAUAGCAUGUCAGAAGCCGACGAGUUCGCUUUCCACAGAGAAAUCCGAGUUCUCGGUAACAAAACGAUGCGAAAUUUCAUAUUUUGAAAUUCUGCAAUUAAGGUAGCCUGAAGCAUCCAAAUGUCGUGGAAGUGGUUGGAGUCUCCACUAUUCAAAAGCCGAUACUCUGCAUCAUGGAGUACAUGGAUAACGGAGACCUUAAGUCUUACAUCAAUAAGUCGAGCAACAUUGAGUGAGUUGAUAUUCUUCGACAUCUUCUGGAAAUUGUAGUUUCAGCACCUCAACCUGUAUAUCAAUCUGCACGCAAUUAGCUGCAGGAUUAGCCUAUUUGGAAUCUUGCAAUUUUGUUCACAGGUAUUUUAAAUAUGCCAGUCGCUAUUAAAAUCAGAAGCUUCCUUGCAGAGACAUUGCCGCGCGGAAUUGCUUGGUUGACAGAGAAGGAAACGUGAAAAUUGCCGAUUUCGGCAUGGCAAGAUCUCUCUACUCCCAAGAAUACUACAAAGUCGAGGGAAAAUUUGUCUUACCGAUUCGCUGGAUGGCCUGGGAAGCCCUACUUAUGGUUAGAAAGAUAUAAGUGAAGCUAGAAUAAAAUUUGGCUUUCAGGGAAAGUUCUCGACAUCCAGCGAUGUUUGGGCGUUUGGUGUGACCAUGUGGGAAGUCUUCAUGCUCUGCAAAGAAAAGCCCUUUUUGAAUCUCAGCGACGACCAAGUUGUUGAGAACUUACAGAAAAUGAGCGAUUCUGGAGAGCUCCAGGUGAUUUCGCUCUACUGUGCUCCAACUCGCUCUUGAAAUUUACAGACCUCUCUCCAACGUCCAAGCCUCUGUCCUAACAGACUUUUCGUUGAGUUCAUGAAGCCCUGUUGGACCUUCGACGCCUCCAAGAGACCAUCGUUCGAGGUGCUUCAUCUGAAUUUGCAGUCCCUAAUUCACACCUCUCCUCAACUUUCUUACUAG
Molecule: messenger RNA, 15034 nt
Organism: Caenorhabditis auriculariae
Lineage: Eukaryota; Metazoa; Nematoda; Chromadorea; Rhabditida; Rhabditidae
Source: the annotation of a GenBank genome assembly